Drosophila kikkawai is the source of this 2816-nucleotide messenger RNA. RefSeq names its product molybdenum cofactor sulfurase (gene mal). The record is from RefSeq and is a predicted model, not a curated record. Gene Ontology annotation, biological process: Mo-molybdopterin cofactor biosynthetic process. NCBI's taxonomy places the organism in Eukaryota, Metazoa, Arthropoda, Insecta, Diptera, Drosophilidae. Gene Ontology annotation, molecular function: molybdenum cofactor sulfurtransferase activity; pyridoxal phosphate binding; molybdenum ion binding.
UAUGCCAUCACUUUUGCCGCAAUUAUUGCAUGCCGGCUCCCGGCCUCGAAAUAAAUAAAACCCAACUCCCAGCCCCACGCACUCAACAGUUCCCAACAUGUCGUCAUAUCGCCCGGAAUUCACACAAUCGGAGCAAUCGAACAUCGACGCAGAAUUCUCUAGAUUGGCCAACAACAAGAGCAUUUACCUGGAUCAUGCGGGCACCACCUUGUAUGCUGAGAACCAGGUGACAGCCGCCGCGGAGCAACUGCGCCGGAAUGUCUUCUGCAAUCCGCACACCUGCCGCCUCACCGGUGACUUUGUGGACCAGGUGCGAUUCAAGAUCUUGGAAUUCUUCAACACCACCGCCGAGGACUACCAUGUGAUCUUCACAGCAAAUGCCACCGCUGCCCUGUCUUUGGUGGCUGAGAAUUUUGACUUUGGUUCGUCGGGUAACUUUCACUUUUGCCAGGAGAAUCACACCUCGGUUCUGGGCAUGAGGGAAAGGGUCCAGGCCACUGGCAUUUAUAUGCUGACGGAAAAGGAGAUCUCUGGUGAAUUAAGCCAGCAGAAUGGAGAAUCCCCUAGGACAGCCAGCGGCAGCUCCCUGGUGACCUUCUCCGCCCAGUGCAACUUUAGUGGCUACAAAAUCCCACUGGAGGCCAUUGGAAACAUCCAAAGAAAUGGCCUAAGCCAACCUGGAAAACUAAUUUGGACUUCUCAGAAGGAAUCACAUGACAUUGAUAAUAGCAACUACUAUGUCUGUCUUGAUGCCGCUUCCUUUGUGGCCACCAGUCCCUUGGAUCUGCAGAAAUACCAGCCCGAUUAUGUGUGCCUUAGUUUCUACAAGAUAUUUGGCUAUCCCACGGGUGUGGGCGCUUUGCUAGUAAGCAAGCGGGGAGCCGAAGCCUUUGGAAAGCGAAGAUUUUUCGGUGGCGGUACCAUCAACUAUGCUUAUCCGCAUGCCAUGGACCACCAGCUGAGGGAGUCCUUUCACCAGCGAUACGAGGAUGGGACAUUGCCCUUUCUGGCGAUUGUGGGACUGCUUGAGGGCUUUCGCACGCUGGAGAGAUUGGUGCCCAGAAUGGAGGGUUUAACAACCAUGGAAAGGAUCUCCAGGCAUGUUCACGGCUUGGCCAAGUACCUGGAGGACCAGCUGAAGCAACUGCAGCAUCCCAAUGGCGAACCCCUCAUUCAAUUGUACAACAAAGUUGGCUACGAGGACAAGAGCCGGCAGGGCGGCAUCGUUGCCUUUAAUGUACGCACAGAUUCCGGUUCUUUUGUGGGCUUUGGCGAGAUUGCUUGCGUGGCGGCCCUUCAUGGGAUUCUCCUACGCACCGGCUGCUUCUGCAAUAUUGGAGCCUGCCAAUACUAUUUGGGUUUGGAUGAGGAAGCCAUGGAUGCGAUUUACAAGCGAGCUGGUCGCAUAUGCGGCGAUUACUACGAUCUCAUUGAUGGCCAGCCCACGGGAGCGGUGCGUGUGUCUUUUGGUUAUAUGACCACGCGCCAGGAUGUGGACGAGCUGCUGAAAAUGCUGCGCUCUAGCUAUGUGGCCAGCAAGCCGCACCAGCGGAUUCUGUUCAUCGAGGAGCAGGCGGAACAACUGCCGCCGGUUCUGAAGCAACGUGUCCAGAGGCUGCGGCCAAAACUCCUACAAAUGGCCAUAUAUCCGGUCAAGUCCUGUGCCGCCUUCAAGAUUAGUUCGCCGGGUGAGUCGUGGCCCCUGACUGAGCAGGGCUUAAAGUACGACAGGGAGUGGAUGAUUGUGGACAUGAAUGGCAUGGCUCUCACCCAGAAACGCUGCACGGAACUGUGCUUGAUCAGGCCGGUGAUUACCGAGGAUCUUCUGGAGCUGCACUUUGGUGACUCUUCAGUGUCGGUGCCCCUCUCCCUGCAGGACCAGGCGGCUGACUCGGCCAAGUGCGUCAGCAAGGUGUGUCGGCAGCCUGUGAACGGCUUGGAUUGUGGCGAAAUCGUUGCCCAGUGGCUAAGUGAAAAUCUUGGACUGGAGGGUCUGCGUUUGCUCCGGCAAUCGGGACACAGGAACUCGUCCAAGGAUCAGCAGAAGCUGAGUCUGGUCAAUCAGGCUCAAUUCCUGCUGGUGAACCGCUCGUCUGUGCGAUCCCUGCGGUUCGAAGAGGAUCUCGACGAGACUGUGGAUCGUUUCCGGGCCAAUAUUAUCAUUGAUACGGGUUCGGCCUUUGAGGAGCUCUCCUUCCAGGAGCUCACCAUUGGGCAGGUGCAUUUUCGAGUGGAGGGUCCCUGUCAGCGUUGCGAUAUGAUAUGUAUUAAUCAACGGACCGGCGAACGAUCCCCGGAGACGCUGACCACAAUUUCCCGCCUCCAAAAGGGUCGCAUGCGGUUUGGCAUUUAUAUUACCAGGGUGGCCAAGGCAAACGAGGAGGCCGACGGCAAGGAGCAGCACAUGUCCUGCGGCGAUGUCGUUCUGGCGGAGUGAGUAGCACGCAGUAAUCCGCAAAAGUGGUUAGAUUUAUAUCAGGGUAAAAAUUAUUGCCAAAAAUAGUACACCAUAUUCCAUCCAUAAUUUUGAAACUGGCUAUAAUUGUAUUCAAAUAUAUAUUUCAAAAGGAAAUAUAAAAAAAAUAUUUAUAAAAAUGUUUAAUUUUGUUAAAUCUCAAAACUUUUUAAUAAUUAUUUUAUAAAUAUGUUUAAUACAAAAUAUUUGGAUUUACAUUUUUCUUAGAAAUACUUCAACAAACAUUCACAAAUAGCUUAAGCAAUUUUUGUAAGCGCAUACCUCUUGCCAGUGUCUUAAACCUUUGAAAGGUAAAAAAAAAACAAAGACAACACAAUAAAAUCUAUUUGUAAAAACUUAA